GAGGAGGAGGUAUCGUCAGUCGUCGCUACGCAGUUUUCGCCGCAAAGUGGUUUCAUCAACGAGGAUUUGAAUCGGCCACAGGAUAUCAAUGAGGAUUUUGAACCGGCAGGCUUAGCGGUGUGCGUGCGUUGAAUUGUGUUGAAAUUGUGUGUGGUAGUGAUUUGUCCUGCGAAGGAUAGAAAAGGCAUAAACGAGGAGUAAAGCACGUGGGGUGGUUGGGUGUGCGGGGUUGUGCUAGUAUUGUGUGUUUUCCCUCGCUUGCUAUCCUUUCUGCGUGCGCCUUUACGUGUUGAUUAAGUGUGAAGGAAAAGAAACCAAACGCACCAGCACCAGAUAAGAAGGAUGGUGUGAAGUGCAUCAAGUGACGCAAUUCGAAAGGAAUACGAAACGUGGUCUUAUGCUGCUCCAUUUCCGUUACUGCCUUCGUUUGGAAUAUUUGAAGAAGUGUGUGUUGUGCGGUGGCAUUAGCAAACGCAGGUUCCAACACCGUGGUGCUGGUGCUAUGAUUCUAGUGUAUCCGGUUGAGGGAAAAGUUAGUUGAAGAAGAAGAAGUACAAACUUGCCAAAAUACCAACCCACCGUCACCGUCGUCGUCAUCAUCAUCAUCAUCAUGCUACGGUUGCUUCCGAUUCUGGUGGCUCUUGUGGCCGGCAACGUUUGCGAGUCGUCUGCCGCCGUUGUUAGUGCGACCUUGGCAACAAACGAAGUACAUCUUCCCGAGGAUUCUACUCUCCAGCGCCAUCCACAUUCCAAGGCCGAUACGACGCCCGUAACGUUCGAGUUCGAGCAUGGCCAGAGCGAACUGGCUGCAAGGCGUUAUGUAGCGUCCAUGACUGAUUCGGAUAUUGAACAUCGGGAGAGUUGGUGCUAUAGCGCGCCUUGCAACGCUUCCGUUUUGCAUUAUUGCAGCUCGAGCAUGUUCCUCAACGAUCACUGCUGCUGUGAGCAGCACCACACCAAAGAACAAUUGCCAUGGAUACCUCACACCUGCCUGCUCCGGCCGGGCGAGAGGUGCGUCGCAAACGCCGGAUCCUGUAGCAACUAUCGGACGAUCAAAGUGUGCUGCUGUGAUCAGCUAACGAAGCGCGAAUAUAAGCAAAAAUUCUCAUCGGCUGUAAGCAACGGUGCGUUUCAUUUCGUGAAACUCACGCUGCUCGUAGGAGUACUUAUCACGGCUGGGCAAUACUGCAUCAUGUGAGAUGGACAGCGGUGGUAGCGGAUCGGCAACCAAUACAUCAUAUACAAGUGGCCUUAGUGACACCGUGAAUCAUGGGAGUUUGUAUAAACAAAACUCCUUGCCUUAUGUUUCAAUUUAUGUAGUGCGCAAAGUUCCAAUUUGGUUGACGUGGCGCUCUAUAGUCAGGAUAACGUUAUCAUUCCGAUUUGCUUCUAGAAAGAACGUUAAGGAACUGCGUCUCACAUCACAUGAAUUUUUUAAGUUUUUGCUAGACUAUUGCUUUAGUUCCUACUUGUUUAGUGAAAUGUUUGUUUGUUGCUUGCUUGCCAGUUAAGUUAUAGCUCGGCAAGGCAUCUCAUUUAUCAUUGGUUUUUAUGUUAGGUUUUUGGUCUUAUAAAGAAAUGCUGUGAGCAAAAUUCCCUUUUUUUGCGCUGUAAGAUGAUUUUUUGGGUGUAUAAGUCACUAAACGAAACCGAGGCAUGCUAUCGAUAUUUAAAAUUCACUCCAUUUCAUUUUGUUUAAGUCUAGCAUUUCUCCAGAUGCUAUAACGAUAAACUAUACUAUGAUUGAAAAGGAAACAUCUCAAAGUGUCUCAUUUAAUGAUAGCAACGACAAAAGCAUUGUCCAUUACAUUCAGCUUAAAAAAGAAGGAAAGGUUAUCAUUUUCAUUCUACGCCAAAUAGUUACCAAACGAUAAUGAAAUUUGGAACCAUUGAUAACGAUAAUUAUGCGUGUAGGGAAUAAAAUAGCUAAAAUACUGAGCAUAACGGAGGUAAAAGAAGAAAUAACAGAUGGAAAGCUGUAUGAAUUUCACUGUGAAAACUACAUUGGCCAUUAUAGGAAUGAAAUCUACAAGCUAAGAAGUAUGACCAACUCCUCGUCAUUUAAUCAAAAGACAAUUCGUCAAGCGGCCAUAGAACGGAUUAACGGAUGGAAAGGAAUACGAACUAAAAAUUUCAGAACAGAUAUUUACAACAGAUUAGCUAAGAAAUGUAUAAAACUAUCUUCUAUAUUUCGUGUAAAGGACAAUAUGUGACGCAUCCGGCUAUUUUGACGGCAUGCGAACACUAAAGCUACGAUAUAAUAGGAAGAUGUUUGUGGAAUAAGAUGGAUAAUAAAAGGAAGAGAA
Anopheles darlingi is the source of this 2306-nucleotide messenger RNA. RefSeq lists its product as uncharacterized. The transcript has 3 exons. Lineage: Eukaryota; Metazoa; Arthropoda; Insecta; Diptera; Culicidae. Bases 611 to 1198 code for a protein of 195 amino acids. The record is from RefSeq and is a predicted model, not a curated record.